AUGCAAAACGUAGACGUAGAAACAAUUAUUAUAUUUGUCUGUAAUAAUUUGCGGCCAUCAGAUCUUGCGAUGGCAUGCGUGUGCAAAACUUUCAAAAGUAUUCUAGACGAAAAUAUCAUUCCAUUAGCAGGAGAAAUCUGGAGAAAUUCUAGAAAUAAAAUUAUAAUUUUUCGAAAAAUGGAACCGCCGUCAACAAUGAAUCGAAAAACUUUUACGAGACUAUUAACCGUAGAAAACAGUUGUCAGUUUUGUCAAACUAAAGAGACGUUUAAAUUAUAUUGGAUUCCUGGUGUUCGCUCUUGCGAGAAAUGUACCAAAGAGCUACUAGCAAUCGUUCAACAGCUAAGGAAAUUACCUAUGUGCCCAAGUUUCAGAAAUCACCAAUUUUUAACUACUUUAAUUAAAGAAGCCGAGCAACUGAACGCAGCAGUGACAGUGGCUCCAAACUUUCUUGAACCGGACGGAGCAAUAAAAACUGUUUCCGGAUAUACACUUUUGGACAUAUCUAAUAAGAUUGAUAUGCAGUGCAUUUCGCUCAGCAAAGCCAAAUGCAGAAUACCAAAGACAUCAAUUAAUCAGCGCAAUGAUUGCCCCUGCAAGCCAACUGUCCGCUUGAUACUAGAAUCGUAUCGUACUGACUCUCAAUUUGGUCCAGAAUAUUUAGAAUCCUCAAUUAGCAAUUUUUUUGAUUCUGAAAUUCAUGAAAAUGUUAGAGUUGCUGCUCAAACCGUUAUACGAAGGAAUGUUAUUCCUUCUUUACCUCCACGGCAACAAUUAACACCUUUAAACCAAACUGCUGGUGCUCGACCAUUAAAUCAAACAGGUAGAACUUCAAAUAAUGAUCAGCAAAACUCUAGACGCAUAUCGGUAAACUACGACUCUCUACCAAUGCAAAGCAAUCCUUUAGUUCAAUCAACGCAGCAAGAUUUGCCUGUUUCAGAACCCAGGCAACAAAUACCUCCGACGUCAGCAUUAAAACCUUCAGAUCAGAGAACUACUAUCGACAAUCCUAAAAAGUUACGAAUGUGGUUAUAUUUAUCUGCGUUGCCAAACUUUGAGAAAGCCAUUCAGAAUAGAAAUGCCGACCUAGGAUUUCCUAAUUCGCCUCAUUUUAAGGAAUUGCCCGAAAAGUUAGCAACCCCUUUAUGUAAUUCAAUUAACUUUGAUGAACUAAAGGACUGCUAUUAUCUUUCUAAUCGAUUACUUAAAAUUGAGCCCUCGGGAAGAAAUCUUUUCAAUCUAUUGCUUUAG
Dentiscutata erythropus is the source of this 1251-nucleotide messenger RNA. The record is from the annotation of a GenBank genome assembly. NCBI's taxonomy places the organism in Eukaryota, Fungi, Glomeromycota, Glomeromycetes, Diversisporales, Gigasporaceae.